AAAAUAAUCGUAUGUUGCUAUCAGAAGACGAAGUGAUCAAAUAUCUAGCUCGCCAAGUACACCGAGGACACAACACAAUCCCCAACAGAGAACUAGUCCACCAGUUCGGACCCUACUUGGCCACAUUAGACCAAGACAUGCGUCAGUGAGAAAUUUCUGACGAUCCAGCCGUCCUUCCUCAAACCCAGAAGAUACUCAAUCGGAAGUUUGCUAACACAUUCGGCAUCGGACUCCAGACAAGAAUCGCGAAGUCCUUCAAUCAAUCAAAGAAUCAUGAAUACCAAUAAAGCCAAGAGCAGUGUAUGUGGAAACUUGGCCGAGGACGACUGCAUAUCGGUUGAGUCGUCAACGUCUUCUUGUGACAUAGUAGAAGAAGAUGAUAUAGUUGCAGAGGAGGACCAGGAGGUAGAGGCGUCUUUCGCCUCCCUCAUGAACAAGGUCGUUGACAAAAUCAGCGACACUUUCCAAGGCGGCCCAAAGAUCCCCACAGACUACAAUGACAAGCGUAUGGCAGACGAUUUGUUGCUGCUGGCGGGGUCGCAAGGGGGCCAUGUGAAGAAGAAGAUACAGGACAUCAUAGACGCGGAGAAGGAGCUGGAGAUGGAUGGGAAACUGAAGGUGGAGCAGCAACUAGCUCAAGGACAAAAUGCCACCACAGAUGCGAUAACGAGUCAGCAGUCCGAGUUUUUCAAACCGAUGAGCCUGUUGGAGAAAGAGUGGGAGUUCACAAUGUGUAGCAACAAAUUGGAUCAAGUUAAGAAGUUUCUAGAGGAGCACCCCUUCCAAGAGGAGCCCCAGCAACACUUCAGAUUUGUGAACUAUCGCUCCAAAAUCAACGGAAACACAGUUCUGCACUACGCAGCUCAAUGUUGCAAUGUGAAUCUGGCCAUUGAGUUAAUCAAGAACAGGGGCGUUGACGCUUCAAUAGUGAACAAUAUUGGUAUGACACCAUUGCACACGCUAGCUCAAGUGCGAUUGGCUCAUAACGACCCAGGAGUGAAGAAAAUUACACUUGCGAGGCUGUUUUUGCUGCCCAGUUUGAAGAAGAAACAGUCGAUGAAGGCGGGAGUGGACGGAGGCAAGGGAGGAGUAGAGGUGUUGGAGCCUAUUCUGACCGGACCCUACGUCAGAGACUACUAUGGCAGGAAAGCCUGUGACCUUCUACCCCCAGAACAUCAAGCUACCAUGAGAGAAAUUUUCAGAGCCGAAGUACCCGAAAUAGUGCAUAAGCCAAAGGAGAAGAGAGAUGUGAUUAUUGGAAAGCAAAGUACGAAUGCACCGAAACCCUCUCUGUUCGAGUCUAUUUUCGGGUCUAAGAGCGACUCCAGUUCCAAAAAUCGGAACGCAAAUCAGAGCUGGGCGAAAAAUUCUAUGCUUACAACAUUUCGGAAGGGGUCACAUGGCAUUCCGUCGGCAGCAGCAAGAAGUCUUCCGAUGCUGAACCGUAGUCAGUCGAACGCCAAGCAGUCCCCACAUCAUAAGACUUCGCUGCCCUCGAGAACCAGGCCGACACCUCACCAAGUGGCAUCACCCCGCACUAGUACCACUACCGGCUCCAGCAGUCCUCGCAAAGCGGCAUCGGCUUCACUCUUCACAUCGUCCCCUCAGAAUGAAACGAUUGUAGAAGACUCAGAAACUUAAUCUGAUAAUUAGUCAAAAUAUUUUGCUGGCUAGCUGUGUUUGGUCCAAAAUUUGUUGAGUUAAUUUUAGUUAUAAGUUAAAUUUUUAUUUUCUA
Symsagittifera roscoffensis is the source of this 1735-nucleotide messenger RNA. RefSeq lists its product as uncharacterized. Gene Ontology annotation, molecular function: protein binding. Lineage: Eukaryota; Metazoa; Xenacoelomorpha; Acoela; Convolutidae. The record is from RefSeq and is a predicted model, not a curated record. The transcript has 12 exons. Bases 274 to 1641 code for a protein of 455 amino acids.